AUGGCCUACAAUAAUCACCGCAUGAGCCAGCAGUUCCAUGGCUCGCAGCAACCUCAUGGCCGCACUCGCAAGAAGGAAGACGAGAACGAUGCCCUGAUGCGCCUGCCCGACAAGGAAAUCGCAGGAUGUAUCAACGACAUUGGAAUCCCCUUUACCACGGCCGACCUGGCCAAGCCCCAGCCGCAGCAGAUCCAGAUGGUAUUCGAAUGGUUCGCGGAGCUACUCAUGAAUACGACUCGCGAGACUGUGGAGCCGGCCAUGCACGCCGCGGCGGAGGAUAUCUGCGGCGACUACCCUGAUAUCAUUCCGAACGACACGCGCAACCUCAUGGGAUUCUUCGUCAGCCUCCGACGGCUGCUGAUGGAGUGCGGCGUCAACGAUUUUACCUUUACCGAUCUAACCAAACCGACACAUGACCGGCUGGUCAAGAUUUUUUCAUACCUAAUCAACUUUGUUCGGUUCCGCGAAUCGCAGACGCCAGUGAUCGAUGACCACUUCAACAAGACGGAGAAGACCAAAUCGCGCAUCGACGAGCUGCUGUCCGACAACCAGGAAAUUGAACUCCGCCUGAAUGAUAUGCGACGGGAUCUCAAGGCUAAUGAGGGUCAGGUGCAGGACAAAAUUAGGCAAAACAAUGAACUGAAGGCACGGCUGAAGGAGCUGCAUACGGAACAAGCACGCGUCUCCGAGACACUGGAACGGGUCAAGGGGGAUAAGGCCCGGCAGCAGAUGUUGUUGGAAGAAAAGACGGAGAAGCUGGUCCGCACGCGGCAAGAAGCAGAGAAGCUGCGGCCUUAUGUGCUCCAGUCCUCGGCCACUCUCCAGGCAAAUCUGACCGAGCUGUCUGAGAACCUGAUGCGCGAGAAAGCGCAGAUUGAUACAAUGGAGAAGCGAGCCCGCGCCCUUCAGACCUCGUCAGACACCUUCGUCGUCGUCUCUAAUGAUGUGCAGGCGUGCGUCAAGUUGCUCGAAGAUAUCUCCAUGGAAUUACAGAAGGAAGAUGAGGAAGAAUCCCGCGCCGUGAGGAACAAGGAGGCCAUCUCAGAGAGAGGCAACAGCGUUCGGGAGGUGGAGCAGACCGAGAAGCUCCUGCAGCGACAACUAGCUCGGUGGAACGAGCGGAUUGAGUCUCUACGGAAGAAUGCACAGGAGAAGGCAGAGGUCGCCCAAGCGCGCAUGGAAGAGCUGCGGAAUGUACAGAAGCAAUUACGUGAGGAGCGCGCUGAGAAACAGCGCGAUAUGGAGCGGCGGCGGAUUCGCAUCGAACAGACAGAGAAGAAGAUGGCCGAUCUCAAGGAAAACAUCGAGAACGAGAUCCAAGGCGCCCACGACCAGUACCUGAAGCUCGAAUCGCACAUCAAGCUCUACAUCACGGAGAUGGAAAAGUCUCUGUGA
Penicillium lagena is the source of this 1395-nucleotide messenger RNA. RefSeq names its product kinetochore-associated Ndc80 complex subunit NUF2 (gene nuf2). NCBI's taxonomy places the organism in Eukaryota, Fungi, Ascomycota, Eurotiomycetes, Eurotiales, Aspergillaceae. Gene Ontology annotation, biological process: meiotic chromosome segregation; kinetochore organization; mitotic spindle organization. Gene Ontology annotation, cellular component: Ndc80 complex; kinetochore. Gene Ontology annotation, molecular function: protein-containing complex binding. The coding region runs from base 1 to 1395 and encodes 464 amino acids. The transcript is spliced from 4 exons. The record is from RefSeq and is a predicted model, not a curated record.